UCGGUCCUGUCUCAUUUCCCUCGAUAACUCGGCGCAGAUGGCGGUGGAUCUGAAAUUGUCGUUUACUGUGGUCACCAUAGCGACUGCAGUCUUGGUGUCCAGCCCUCAGCCGGCAGCUCUGGCCGUGCCGUCGGACUCUGGGCCCCUGGAACGAUUUGAUUAUGAGACUCGGUAUUUCCGGCAGAAGAUUGAUCACUUUGGAUUUGCUGACAAUGCUACAUUCAACCAAAGAUACUUGAUAGCAUCUAAAUAUUGGAAUCACAAUGGUGGUCCCAUUCUUUUCUACACAGGAAAUGAGGGAGACAUCACAUGGUUCUGUAACAAUACGGGUUUUAUGUGGGAAGUUUCAAAGGAACUGGAAGCCAUGUUGGUGUUUGCCGAACAUCGGUAUUAUGGAGAGUCUUUGCCUUUUGGGAACAAAUCGUUCAGCAAUCUCAAGAACUUGAAUUACUUCACUUCUGAGCAAGCUUUAGCCGAUUUUGCAGUUCUCAUUCGGAAUCUGAAACAGACCAUCCCUGGAGCUCAUUAUAGUCCUGUUAUUGCUAUAGGUGGCUCCUAUGGAGGAAUGUUAGCAGCCUGGUUUAGGAUGAAGUAUCCAAACAUUGUUGUUGGAGCUCUUGCUGCUUCUGCACCAAUAUGGCUGUUUGAGAAUUUGUCACCAUGUGAAGGCUUUUAUAAUAUUGUGACCAAUGACUUCUUGAAGAGUGGAAAAGGCUGCUCUGAAAGCAUCAAGAAAUCUUGGGAUGCAGUUAAUAAACUGUCAUCCACAGCGGAAGGUUUAAAUUUUCUUUCCCAUACCUUCCAUCUCUGUUCACCAUUACAAGCUACAGAUGUGAUAUUCUUCAAAUCAUGGCUCAGCAAUACUUGGGUUAAUCUGGCUAUGGUGGACUACCCAUACGAGGCCAAUUUUUUACAGCCUCUUCCUGCUUGGCCUAUUAAGGUUAUUUGUACCUUUCUUCAGAACCCCUCACUACCAGCAGAAUCCCUGCUGCAAAACAUCUUUAAGGCUGUGAAUAUAUAUUAUAACUACACUGGCAAUGUAGCAUGCCUGAAUAUAUCACAGACUGCAACGUCCAGUCUUGAUGAUCAAGGCUGGGAUUACCAGACUUGUACAGAAAUGGUGAUGCCUUCGUGUUCAGAUGGCAUCAAUGACAUGUUUGAACCAAUGCCGUGGGACCUCCAAUCAUUCUCUGAUAACUGCGAGAAAGGCUGGGGAUUACGUCCUAGACCUCAGUGGAUAACUACAGUCUAUGGUGGGAAAAAUAUCAGCUCACACAGCAAUAUUGUCUUCAGCAAUGGUGGUUUGGAUCCCUGGGCAAGUGGAGGUGUGACUAAAUCUAUCUCUGAUACGUUGAUUGCCAUACUUAUUCCUGAGGGAGCUCAUCAUUUAGAUCUGCGCUCUAGCAACAAAGAGGACCCUGUGUCUGUUCAGAAAGCACGAGCUCUGGAAGUUAAAUACUUUAAAAAGUGGAUUGAGCAGGCAAAAAUCUAAACCAGUGCUAUCGUAAAAUGAAAGAUGCUCAACUCUUACUCAUUGAGCUAUGUUCUAUAUGGGAUGUAGUUCCUGAAUGCUACUGAUUCUUGACUUGAUUUAGCUGUACGGUCCUUUCACAAUACAGUAUGUUCAAUGGAUGCCUUCAUAUUGCCUAGAAAAUAAAUUUUACAUUUUGUGCAUGACAAAGUUUAUACUUGCUGAUGUGAGUUGAAUAGAAUUUUUUUUACCAAAUGAAUCUUAUUUUGUAAUCCAAAUCACGCCCUGUUAAUCUGUUAUGCACACAAAUUAGAAUGUUUCAUGACUUUGAUUAUUAACUCAUAUUGUACUGUGUUCAAUUACAUCCUUAAAUUGUGGUUUGCAGGUCAGACCUUUCUGGUUCAAAUAAAAGUUGUUGUUCAGUGGAUUUGUGAAUAAUUCCAUAACUUUGUACAAGAGGAAAUGGUACAAGUUUCAUAACUCCAUGUUUCCCAAUUGAAGAGCAAUUGAAGAGCUCGUAAUUGAAACUAUAUACUUUGGUUUUUCAUUAUUAUGUUCCUUUAACAUUAUUCAUGUAUAUCUUUUUGAUGUUACAUUUAUUCAAUAUUUGAAAUGUCUUAAGGUUUAGAUUGUUAUCAUGCUUUCUUCAAAUAAAUCACAAGGUGGGAAAAUCA
Molecule: messenger RNA, 2145 nt
Organism: Hemiscyllium ocellatum (epaulette shark)
Lineage: Eukaryota; Metazoa; Chordata; Chondrichthyes; Orectolobiformes; Hemiscylliidae
Gene: prcp
Product: prolylcarboxypeptidase (angiotensinase C)
Exons: 9
Coding region: 38-1492 (484 amino acids)
Biological process (GO): negative regulation of systemic arterial blood pressure; proteolysis; angiogenesis involved in wound healing
Molecular function (GO): dipeptidyl-peptidase activity; serine-type exopeptidase activity
Source: RefSeq, a predicted model, not a curated record